Molecule: messenger RNA, 5801 nt
Organism: Nomia melanderi (Alkali bee)
Lineage: Eukaryota; Metazoa; Arthropoda; Insecta; Hymenoptera; Halictidae
Product: O-acyltransferase like protein
Molecular function (GO): acyltransferase activity, transferring groups other than amino-acyl groups
Source: RefSeq, a predicted model, not a curated record
UGCCCAUCGGAGUCGAAUGCUCUUACCCCCAUCAUCGUGCCAGCGCCACCAGUAACAUAUAUAAAUGCACCAGCGAUUGACAGAACGUACAGUUCACGUUUUGACGUCUCGUACUUUGCCGCCUCCUUUGACGCGUGCACACCUAGGCCACCAGUGGACACGUGACCCGUGCGGCCGCCACGUGCUUCGGCCCCGAAACACGGACUAUAUUCCAUCGAACGCGACCACGAUGCGUUUCCUCGUUCUCGUCGGGCUCUCCAGUGGCCCACGGCUCUUUUCGCCGGUUCUCCUGCAUCUUCUGGUACUCGUCGCGUCCUCGGAGAACUUCGCCGGCGCAGUCAGACCGGAAACCGUCCUCGAGUUCCUUGCGAAACCUUUCGCACCCUCCGACGGCGCGUCCGAGCAAUGCCUCCGGGACAGCGCCCUUUAUUUGAAAGAAGUCGACCGCUACACACCCUGGGCUCUUCAGAUGUUCGACGCGUCCGUGAAAAUUCCAUCGGGCAUAAUCACGGGCAAUUACAAGCAGCUAGGCAAUUACGACGAGUGUCUGCGAGUGAAAAGCGGACACGGAUUCACGGGGAAGGCUUGCACCGGCAUGGUGCAAUUCGACAUCACGGGAAGCCGCGGCGAGCAUAGCGAACCCGAUAUAGGCGAUCUACUUCUUAACGUAGCCUUUACAUCGGGAAUAAAAUGGAAUUCAGAGAAGUCCGUGAUCUACGAGUGGAUGUGGUGCGUCCCGUCGAGCUGCAAUCACACGGACGUCCAGGAGGCGCUAGAAAUCGUCCUCGACCCUCUCAAGGUGGAAGGUCGCGUGGACUUGGUGGUGAAGGUUCCCGAGAGCUCCUGUCGCACCGCAGAAACGGAUCGACCGGUCUUCGACGUAACCGACUGGAUUUACAUAUCGAUCCUCGCGAUAUUCGCAGUGAUCAUAAUUGCCAGCACGAGUUACGACAUCGCCAGGCAAGGCCGUCUGAGCACGUUGAACCGAAAAGACACGAAAUACGUGCUCUUCACUUCCUUCUCCGUCUACACCAACGGGAAGAAUCUCCUGAACACGGACAGGUCCAGGAACUCCAUAAAAUGUCUCGACGGACUGCGUUACCUCAGCAUCUGCUGGAUAAUCUGCGGCCACACGGUUUACUCCGAGAUCGUCGGGCUGAAGAUGAACCUCAACGAGGUCCCUAUGAUGCACUUGAACUGGGGCAACAUGCUGGUGCUGAACUCGAACAUAAUCACCGACUCGUUCUUCCUGCUGAGCGGAGUGCUGAUGGCGUACACGAUGAUGACGAAGAGCGAGAAGGACCCGAAGAGGCGUCUAGACGUGAUCGGCCUCUACAUGCAUCGGUACCUGAGGCUGACGCCCGCGUACGCGAUGAUGAUCGGCUUCUACGCCACGCUGUUCUACAAAGUUGGUACCGGGCCGCAAUGGGACCAGUGGGUCGGCGCGAACAGGGACUACUGCCGGGAGAACUGGUGGACCAACCUGCUCUACGUGAACAAUUACGUGAAUCUGCCCAGAAUAUGCUUGUCACAGUCGUGGUACUUGGCAACCGAUAUGCAGCUGGUCUGGCUGUCGCCGAUAUUUCUGUACCCCAUGCUCAAAUUCACGCGGCAGAUAUUCUUCUGGAUCGUAAUCGCAAUCGGCUUCGUUACCUCUAUCGUCAUACCGUUCCUAAUUACGUUCACCCUCAAGCUGUCCGGUACCAUGCUCUACUACAAGGAGUCGAACGAUGUGGCAGAAGUUUACGUGCAGAUCUACACGAAGGUGUACAACAGAUACGGAUCCUACGUGAUCGGACUGGCCCUCGGAUACAUAUUGCACAAGACUCGGACCAGGGUCAUCAAGAUACACCCGAUGUACGUUGCCUUCGGCUGGGUGGUCGCCAUUCUGUCGGGCAUGUUCGUCUUCGUCGGCCCACGGUGGAUGUACUUCGAAGACCAUGUCUACGAUAGGCUGGAAGCCAGCUUCUACGCAGGCAUGCACAGGCAGGUCUUCGCUCUGUCGAUCUCCUGGAUCAUUUUCUGCUGCGUUCACGGAUACGCAGGUUUCCUGAACCACUGUCUUUCAUGGAGAGGCUGGGUUCCCUUCAGCAAAUUGACCUACAGCGCGUAUCUGUGUCACUACGUGUUCAUGCUGUCGAAUGCUGGCGCGGAGAGAACCAGCACCAUACUCAGCCCAAUACAAAUCAUUCGGAGCUUCACCAGCAACCUGUUCCUCACGAUGCUGCUGUCAGCGGUAUGGACUCUCUGCUUCGAGAUGCCGUUCAUGACCCUGGACCGCGUGCUGCUGACUCGCCGAGAGAAUCAACCGACGUUGAAGCCGAACCAGGGGAAGAUGUUCGGGUCGACGGAUUCGAGCAAGGAGAUCUACCGGUCGACGAACGAGUCGUCGUCGACGAUCUCGCAGGGCUGCGAGGACAACUUCAAUCAGAAGUCCGCCGAGGACAGCGUCUAUUGUUCCGCCGGGGACGUCAGCUACGAGCAGGCGAUUUACGCGUCGGGCUCCUCGCAGGACCUGAAGUCCCACGCGAAGGGCGACAGGUGUCCGUUCAUCUUCGUGAUCGGCAGCUCGGAGGGCGGCGACACUUGGCCGAAGUCGAGGAACGUCCACCAGAACAACGGGUUCGACGAGGACUCCGACGACGCGUCCCAGUCGAAGCUCGACGUCCGGUUGGACCGCGGCUACGAGUCGAUCCUGUGCGAGGAUCCGGUCAGGCAGGAGGACGCGAACGAGUCGGACAAGAUAAACAACAGUUGAUGGAGCGAAUCGUCCAUCGGGUCCGAGCGCACUUGCUGGACAAGUGAUAAUUUAUGCGACGGGGGGAACGAAGUCAGGGAGAACGGUGAACGCGCCGACGACGGAGAUACCGGCGACAACGAAUGGAGCUUGCUGAGGGAAACGAUGCGUUGGUACGAUCUGCUGAUACUGAUCGUCUCGGAGAUGAUCGACAGCUUGGUCGAGCAGCUCGCGCGGACCCCCGCGGCGCGGAUGCUGAGACGCGUGUACGAGCUUCGUUGACCGCGCGAGACGAGAAGAGGAUUAUGAUAUUGUACAAAUUUGCGGAAUAUGCUUCGUUAAGGCCUUCACGCGUUGCGAUUCGGUGUCGGAGACGAGUCGGACUGUACUCCACGGUGAAGGGGAGUACUUAACCUCUUUAGUGCCGGACGAAAGAAUUCUGCCUAAGUGAGGAAUACCGAAAUUGAUGUAAUCCCGUAAGGGUUGAAAAAAGAUCUUUGAAGAAAAGUAAAAAUGAUGUCUAGAAUAUUGAGAAAGGAUUACGCUGUGAAAUUAAGGGAGAGAAUUAAAUUCCAUUUCAAUAUUUCUUGAAAAUCGUACUAAUAAUAUUGAUUCAGUCAUCGGAAGAAAUGGAAAUGUCAGUUUUCUUGUAUAAACAGUAUUUGCGAAUGAAAAAGAUCAUGGUUUGGCCUUAGCUUGAUACAGGACACGUAGUGUGAAGCAUAAAUAUUGCUGUUCCAGUUAUUUGCUACGAAGUUACUUAUAAAAGUAACUAUAAAAUGAUUCGUAGCGAAUACCUUAUCCAGGGUGUACAGUUUCGGUAUCAUCGCGAAAGAUAACGAAAAGUUGAACUCGUUGAAAGUUGCUAAGAGCGAUAUAUCGUUGUUCGGCAUUGAAGGGUUAAACGUUAGUAUUUACAAGUGAAGAACGACGUUCGGACGUUUCUUCAUCGUUUCUCAAAUGCGAAACAAGAGCUGAGAAAUAUUACUUUGAGACAUUCGAACCGAUUCGCCUCGAUGAAUUUAGGUCUGGCAAUUUGAGCGUUGUACACGUAUCGUGACGCGUAGAAGCCUUUAACGAUUAGAGUGUUGUCCAUUGGCGUUGUAAAUAUCGAGACAGGGAAUGUCUUCAGCGGACAACACGUUUGCUUGAUUUGGAAAGCCGACGUUGAUUCGUCGACGAGUCCCGGUGGAGUAGAGGUUAAUUAAGUCGUCUUUCAUUGUUUCCGAUCGAUCCGCCGAUAGCAGAGUCUGAAGAAGGCUCAUUCUCGAGCGAGUUACCUGAUCCCGCGAAUAAAGCUUGUUAAUAAUUACCGCGCGCACGAUGUUGGCGUUUAUUUUUGUAACUGGUCGUUGUUAGCCGUCGCCGCUUCGUGGUUUUAGGAUUAAGACUAACAGAAAAACCUGCUAACUUUGUUACACCGUAUUUAUAAAGCGAAUAUUAUUUAAGCUACCUGGUAGAUCCGUUUCGUUCUAGAACGGAUAACAUAGAGGAUAACGAACUAAUAUAGUCAGUGAUGCGUUUACGGAGCACAGGCUACAGUAUUAUGUGUAUAAUUGAAUCCUGUGAUUACACGGUGCAUGUUUCUAAAUACGAUCCCGUCUUGUAACGAGCGUGACGUUGAAUAUUUUCGUAAUUACUAACUGAACCUAACGCUACGCGGACCACAAACUCACACGAGAAAAGAUUCCUGUCGUCGCGUUACGUCGCGUUUCAGCGAGAAUAAAAGAAGAACCAUUCAUCUCGCAUUCCGAUUUAUUUCAGCUUUAUCCUCUCGCGGUUUCCGUUCCCGCCGCGUCUUCUAUUAGGACUUUUACUCGUCGCACUCCGCGAUCCGAGCAAUUCGAAAGGGAACAAUAUCUUCCGGAAAGAAGAGAACGGAGGGCAGAGUAGAAGGGCGUGAGGGAAGUACAAGACUACGCUUGUAAUUCCUCGACCGGAACUAACGCGGGCCAUGUGGCAGCGUAGACUCCGCUCGUAACCAUAAAGCUUGGAAACACUGCCAACAGAUACAAGUUAACUUUCCGGCUCUCUUUGCUCGAGUAAUCAUUUACUAUCGGAACGGACAGGAAUAACACACCGGCGCCGACUCUCUCGCGCGAGCUUUCGAUUAUCCCUCACUCCCGGAAACAAGAAUUUUCUAACCGCAUUCUUAAUUACGGUCUGCUGCAGUUUUAACACCUCGCGGAUGAUUUUUUAAAUUAUUCAUACAUCACCGAAGGUGCUGAACACCUUUUGAGGUUUUAACUUAAAAUUAUUUUAGUUCAAUAAUUUUUUCUCAAUUGAAUUUUUGAAAAAAUUGAAUUGAAAAUUUCAGAAGCUGCCAUUUGACACCUUCGGUAGAAAUAGUGUUAAAACCCUGUUUCGUAGAAAAGUUAGGUUAUGCAACGAAAUCUUAAAUACAGGGAAAAGAACAUAUCAAUUUCUCGUUAUUUAAUAUGUUGACUGCCACGAGAAUUUCGAAUGUUUUAUUAUAGUAAGAUUUAUUCCUUUACAAUAGAGGAAAAUAGUAUUAAAUAUAAUUAUUAAUGUUUUAGUAUUACAGUAUUCAUAUUACACUUCCAGCUUCUCUCGUUACUAAAUAUUUUGAUUCAAUAUCAAUGUUCUUAUUGUAAUUGUUUCCAAGCAAUUUAGAAGCUGCGGUCAUCGACCACCGUGGCAGUCAACGUCAAAUAAUUAAAUUAUUCAUUCGCAGCUUAAUUAAAUAUCCAAGCUCGGAGCCUCCAUUAUGGCGGCAUUCGGGAAAGGGUUAACCCUUUGCACUCGAGAGGCGACUCUCAGGUGCGAGACGAUUCGAUACAGUGAAAUUAUAAAUUUUUAUAUUUGCCGUUUAACUUACACUGCAUCAAUACUUGAAAUACUGAAAGAAAAUAGCUUUGUUCCCUAAUUUAUGUAUGAUUUCUUGAUAAAUUCAUUUCAAAGAAUCCUGUCUACGUCUAAUUGGAAAGUAUUGAAUAUUUCAAGUGAAAAACUUUCGAGUUCAAAGGGUUAAUUCUAAAAGAAAAAGGACGAACCGACUGGGUGGUGGAUCGAGAAUCAAACAACUCGGAGACGACGGUCGAAA